Molecule: messenger RNA, 1501 nt
Organism: Thermothielavioides terrestris NRRL 8126
Lineage: Eukaryota; Fungi; Ascomycota; Sordariomycetes; Sordariales; Chaetomiaceae
Exons: 4
Coding region: 100-1311 (403 amino acids)
Biological process (GO): fungal-type cell wall organization
Cellular component (GO): fungal-type cell wall; plasma membrane
Source: RefSeq, a predicted model, not a curated record
ACCCCGAAAUCUCUGCGGCAGUCGCGUCGUCGAAAAUCUAGGCACCGACCUUGUGGAAUUCCGACCCCCAUCUGAUCCGGAAGAGAGACUUCGCCAAAAAUGUUUGUCAAGCAUCUUCUCCCUGCCUUCGUGGCACUCGGUUCGGUCGCGGCACAAAGCCAGACCUGCACGGUGUCCACGACGACCAUCCAGAGCCAGGCCGAGGCGACCAAGCUCGCUGGUUGCGGGACAGUUGACGGCACCAUCGUGAUUAGCAACACCGCUGGCGGCAACAUCGACAUCUCGGGCCCCAAGAAGAUCACAGGCGAUCUCAAGAUCGAGAACAACGGCGCGAUUGUCACCCUGGCCAGUUCCAGCCUGUCCUCGAUUAGCGGCACUUUCUUGGUCAACAACGUGACCCAGCUCAACUCGAUCGACUUCGAGCAGCUCACGUCGGUUCAGAAGCUCGAGCUGCAGUCGGUUACGAACCUGAACACGCUCAAAUUUGGGCCCCUCACUGAGGCCAAGGAGAUCGAUAUCAGCGACACUUUCCUCACCAGCUUGGACAGCAUCCAGGCCAGCUCCGUCACGAAUUUCAACAUCAACAACAACCGCCGGCUCACCAAGGUCACUUCCUCGCUCAAGACCUUGGAUGACGUCCUCAUCGUGUCUGCGAACGGCCUCGACUUCGAGAUCGACCUGCCCAAGCUGGUCUGGAUCGCAAACAUGACCAUCGCCAACGUCUCGACCUUCUCGGUCCCGGCCCUGCAGGUCGUCAAUGGCUCUGCCCGCUUUGAUUCCAACAAGUUCUCUACCUUCAGCGCUCCCAACCUCACCAAGACCGAGUCGGGUGACAUCUCUUUUGUUGGCAACGCUGCUCUGACCAACAUCUCGAUCCCCAAGUUGACCUCGAUCGGCGGUGGCCUGCUCAUCGCCAACAACACCGCUCUGCACAAGAUCAACUUUUUCUCCAAGCUUGAGCGCGUCGGCGGUGCUGUGAAGCUCCGCGGCAACUUCACCGAUGUCGAGUUCCCUGCUCUCGAUGACGUCCAGGGUGCCUUUGACGUCUCGAGCACGGGCGACAUCACCUCGUCGUGCGACAAGCUGCAGGCGUCCGCUCCCCGCAACCAGGGUGGCGACGGCAAGUUCCAGGGCACCUUCUCCUGCACCAGCAACAACGAGAGGGCCAACGAAGACACGGGCACCAACACCUCCAGCACUGGCAGCACUGGCGGUAGCGGCGACAACGGCGAGAACAGCGCCUCCAGCGCCGCCUUCAACGCCGCCCUCUUCGGUCUCGUCGCCGUCGCCGCUCUCGCCUCGGCGCUCUAAAGGAUGGACGGUUGAUGGUACCGUGUUGAUUCUGGGUCGCGGCGUUGUUUCUUUCCUUGCACUGUUUAGGCUGGGCAAAUGCGAGUUGGGUCUCUGUGCUCUUGUUUCGGGCUCGUCAGGUUUCACCCAUCACCCCCAUCCAUCACCCCCAUCUCGUCUCACGUCCGCGCGCUGGAGGUUCCACCUGUCC